CUCAAAUUAGCUUCAUGUUGCAUGUUUAUUAUAACUUCUAUUAAUUAGGAAUAAAGGAUUAACUGUUGUUUUCUGUAUAGGCAGACAUGCUGGGAUCAAGGUUUCUUUAAGAGAUGAGAGCGCCAUUUUAAAUAAAGCCACCCUAUGAGAGAAUGGCUACAUCACUUACGAGAUCUGCUCCAGGUGAGCUCAACCAUUGGUGGUGCCAGCUAAGAUUCCGCCUCCAGAACAGGAAAGGAUUGGACUUGAAUCUGGAUGAAACAUUUCUGCUGCAGAGUAAACUGAUAAAUGACAUCCCUCUCUUCUUUGCUGCCAAAGAAAACAGUUCAGGUUGCAUUAAGAAACUUCUGGACUGUGCGUCCACAAACGUCUUUGAGAGAGGUGCGCUGGGUGAGACUGCCCUGCAUGUAGCAGUUCUGUAUGAUAACAUGGAGGCUGCUGUUGCUCUGAUGGAAGGAGCACCUGAACUCAUCAAUGAACCCAUGACCUCUGACCUCUUUCAUGGUAUGACUCCUCUUCAUGUUGCCGUGGUGAAUCAGAACAUUAACCUGGUCCGUAAUUUGAUUGCUCGUGGGGCAGAUGUGACCACACCCAGAGUUACAGGCCUGUACUUCAGGAAGAGGCCAGGAGGGCAGCUCUACUAUGGUGAGCACAUUCUGUCAUUUGCGGCCUGUGUGGGCAAUAAAGACAUCAUCUCCUUGGUGAUCAAUGCCGGAGCUAGCACCAGGGCCCAAGACUCCAUUGGUAAUACAGUACUGCACAUCUUGAUCCUCCAGCACAAUAAGGCAAUAGCAUGUCAAACAAUGGAUAUGUUGUUUUCAUAUGACCUUAAGUUGGACCAUGCUGUGCCACUGGACAUGGUGCCUAACUUCAACGGCUUAACACCCAUCAAAAUGGCCGCCAAGAAGGGCAACCUUGUGGCAUUCCAGCACCUGGUCAACCGAAGACGACUUGUUCAGUGGAACAUGGGACCCCUGACCUCAAACCUUUAUGAUCUUGAAGAGAUUGACUCCUGGGCCGACGCGCUCUCUGUACUGGAGCUCAUUGUGGGCAGCCAGAGGAGAGAGGCAAGGAGAAUACUGGAAGUGACCCCAGUUAAGCAGUUGGUCAGUCUAAAGUGGAACCUCUAUGGAAAACAUUACUUUAGAUUUUUGCUGCUCCUGUACCUUCUGUACAUCGGGAUCUUCACUCUGUGUUGUAUGAAUCGCCCUCUAAAGGAUGCUCCGGAGAAUUACACUGAUUCUGAUAGGGACAAAACCAUCCGCGUGCAGAAAACUCUAUCUGAGAGUUAUGUAACCUAUGAUGACAAUUUGCGUCUGGCAGGAGAGAUUAUCAGCAUCGUGGGAGCCCUGGUUAUUCUGCUACUUGAGAUCCCAGAUAUGCUAAGAGUGGGGGCCAAGAAAUACUUUGGACAGACAGCUCUGGGGGGUCCUUUCCAUGUCAUUCUUAUUAGCUUUGCCUGCCUGGUGGUACUUCUGUGUGUGUUCAGGCUCUGUGAAGUGCAGAGAGAGACAGAUGUAAUGGCUGUUUGUCUGGUGCUUGCCUGGAGUAAUGUCCUGUUCUUUGCCCGAGGAUUUCAGAUGCUGGGGCCUUAUGUCAUUAUGAUCCAGAAGAUUAUAUUUGGAGACCUGACCAAGUUCAUGUGGCUGAGCUUCAUCAUGCUCAUAGGGUUUUCCACCUCUCUGUGGAUGGUGUACAUGACUCAGGAACCAGGCUCUCUCCCUUCAUACUACUCCUUCCCCAUCACUCUGUUCUCCCUGUUCGAGCUGAGUGUGGGUCUCAUUGACCUGCCAGUGGACCACACCAUCUUAACGCCCCCUGUUGUUCAUGUGCUGCACUGCACCUUCUCUGUGGUCUCCUACUUACUGCUGAUCAAUGUGCUCAUAGCCAUGAUGAGUGACACGCAAUGGAGGGUAGCUCAGGAGAGGGACGAGCUCUGGCGGACCCAGGUGGUGGCCACCACCCUGAUGUUGGAGAGGAGACUGCCCCGUUGCCUGUGGCCCCGGCUGGGGGUGUGUGGCCUGCUCUACGGCCUGGGGGAGCGAUGGUACUUACGUGUUGAGGAUCGCAACGACGUAACGUUGCAAAAGAUGAGUCGCUACAUCCAAGCCUUCUCCAAGGAUGACGAUCAGGGCAAGGAGUGCGUGCAGACUGAGAGCGCUGACACAUCGAAAGACUAUAUCAAUGAAAACAGGAAGUCUGUCGUGCACUGGCAGAUGAUUCGCCACAGCGUUCUGAGUUUAGAGUUGGAACCGGAGGAGCCGGAAGAUGACCAGGAAAUAAGAUAUGUCUGAUGUCGCUACACUACCAAUGCAAAUUUACAUUUUUGUGAAAAUUACAGGUUUUUAUUGUUGAAACCUCAGAUUGUUCCAUGUGCAGUCACUAUGCCGACCAAGCAAAGAGAAUGGGUUUAAACUUAAAGUACCUUGGUAGAUGACUCGCUUUAAAUGGCACACAGAAUGUCAUGUGAAAAAGCACAGACUCCAGACGGGGGUUUUAUUUUUGGUAGGAGGAAGACUUGUUUCCAUGUAUGUCUUGCCUGUAACUGUGGUGAACCAUGGUAUGUUAUCCUCUGGGGCGACAUUACCAAUGUUGGAAUCGGUGUGCCAUGGGCCGUUAAGGUUUGUUACUAGCGCCAAAGCUUUCAUCCAACCCAUUACUGUGACAUGCUAAUGACAAUGUUUGCCUACACUCACAGGACAGUAUUUAUUUGAGGGUGUCUAUAAGGCCUGUACAGAACAGGGAAAGAUGGCACUGUGGCUCCAGAGUGGCCUAGAAAGCAUAAAAAGUAACUAACACCUGGUAGUGUCACAGCUGUCCGUAAACAGGUUUCCAAUGGGCAGUGCACUGACUGGGUUAGGAGAUUCCUUCUCUCAAUGAGUUCUAGUAACACCUUGUGGCUGGAUAACUGGCACUGUGACUCAAUGGUGAUUGGUAGAGCGUAUGGGAACAUCUGUCCCAAUUUUGGCCUCUUGAACCUGCUGGGAAGAUGACACUGAGACAGGGUCGUGACUACACAAUCGGAUACCACAACAUCGGGGAGAAAACUAGGUAACAUUUGAUUAAAUAAAUUACUAAAAGGUAUUUUAGUAGUCUGAGCCCUAUAAAAGGAAUGAUCAAUGAAACAACUUGAAGGCAACGUUUCUGUUUAAAUUAUUUUAUGUGACACUGUAAACUUAAAGACAUUUUUAACAAAAAUACUUCUAGUAAGUCAAAAUCUAAAUAAAUUACAAGUAUUGAAUAUUCAUAAUGUUUAUGUCGAAUUGACUCAGAACUUGAAGAAGUCACUUUAAUUUACUUUUUUAGGUUAUAAUAACGAGUUAUAGCCUGUUCAGUUAGUCCAACUUUAUAAUUUCAAGUUUAGAGAACUUGACUGUUAAUUUUUGAUUUGAUGACUAGAUCUCUAUUGUAUAAUGAUUAAGGUAUUUUUUAACUCAAAGACUGUGACGACAAUUAGGUACAGUUUUGUUAAAUAUGUAUAAUGACAAGACAUUUAAGUUCCUAUACCUUAAAAUGUACUUGUUUUUACAUAAAAUGUUUCGGCCAUUCUAAGCCUCAUUUAAGAAAUAAAGAAGUUUAUUUUAACUUCAUAUGAUUUGAUAUUUAAUUCUAAAUUAAAUAAAUCAGUUCACUUUAAUAAACCAUUCCAAGACAACAAUAUAUCUGUAAUUGAACAAAUACAGUAUGUCAUGUUUUAUUUUCAAAAAGUUAAACUAAAUAAUAUAACAUUAUAUUAAAAAUGAUGGUAAAUUUACUAAAACAUGUACAAUUUAUAGCUCAAUUUAUCAUUUCAGUUAUUUUCACGUUUAUUUAUUCUGUGACUACGUCAUCUCACCAUAUGUUAGAGGCAUAAUCAGUCGUCACAACACUUUCUUUCGGGGAUUCUGGUAAUGUUUGAGAGGAACAAAACAGAAACAUUUUGACUUCCUUAUCCACAAAUAUUCAUGAGUAGCUAUGAUAUAAAGUGAAUCCAUCUGCAAUCAUUCUAAUGCUCUCCAAUAUGUUCAUUGACAGGAUGCUUUUGUUUUUGCCCUAGAAUUGGAUUAGUGUACAACCGAGCAUAACAGCAGGCUGUUAAGCUCCUGCCUAACCAUUUCUUUGGAUUUGUGAAUACAUCUCAUUAUUUGAAUGUAUUUUUAGAUGUAUAUUUAAUGACAUGUGUUGACGAGGUUUGAUGAAGUUUGUAUAUACUUGUAUCCUUGUUGAAUAAAUUACAUGCAUGUAUACCUUGAAUGGG
This is a messenger RNA of Esox lucius (northern pike), 4237 nucleotides long. RefSeq names its product transient receptor potential cation channel, subfamily V, member 6 (gene trpv6). The record is from RefSeq and is a predicted model, not a curated record. The transcript is spliced from 17 exons. Lineage: Eukaryota; Metazoa; Chordata; Actinopteri; Esociformes; Esocidae. Bases 153 to 2294 code for a protein of 713 amino acids. Gene Ontology annotation, biological process: calcium ion import across plasma membrane. Gene Ontology annotation, molecular function: protein binding; calcium channel activity. Gene Ontology annotation, cellular component: membrane.